Molecule: messenger RNA, 2426 nt
Organism: Tachysurus fulvidraco (yellow catfish)
Lineage: Eukaryota; Metazoa; Chordata; Actinopteri; Siluriformes; Bagridae
Gene: tubb1
Product: tubulin, beta 1 class VI
Exons: 4
Coding region: 101-1498 (465 amino acids)
Biological process (GO): mitotic cell cycle; microtubule cytoskeleton organization
Cellular component (GO): microtubule; cytoplasm
Molecular function (GO): structural constituent of cytoskeleton; GTPase activity; GTP binding
Source: RefSeq, a predicted model, not a curated record
AGAGUGGGAGAGACUCCCACAUAAUGACAUCAUCAUCAGUAUAAUACUCACAGUCGGCACGUACAGUUAUCUUCUGCUUUGUAUUGUGAGUCUGAUCACCAUGCGUGAAAUUGUUCAUCUUCAGAUCGGACAGUGUGGAAAUCAAAUCAGUUCAAAGUUCUGGGAAGUUAUCAGUGAGGAACAUGGUAUCAAUGCAGUGGGAACCUAUGAGGGGGACACAGCGCUUCAGCUGGAGAGAGUCAGUGUCUACUUUAAUGAAGCAAACGGUGGGAAGUAUGUUCCCCGGGCAUUGCUGGUGGAUUUGGAACCAGGAACAAUAGACAGUGUGAGGAGCAGUCACAUUGGAGAACUCUUCAGACCGGACAACUUCAUUCAUGGGACUUCUGGAGCUGGAAAUAACUGGGCAAAAGGUCACUACACAGAAGGUGCUGAGUUAGUUGAGCAAGUAUUAGACCGUGUCCGUACUGAAGCUGAAAGCUGUGACUGCCUGCAAGGCUUCCAGUUUGUUCACUCCUUGGGUGGUGGUACUGGUUCAGGAAUGGGGACCCUACUCAUCAACAAAAUCCGUGAAGAGUUUCCAGACAGAAUCAUGAAUAGCUUUAGUGUCAUGCCCUCUCCUAAAGUCUCUGACACAGUAGUGGAGCCUUAUAAUGCCACACUGUCCAUUCACCAACUCAUUGAGAGUACAGAUGAGACAUUCUGCAUUGACAAUGAAGCUCUUUAUGAUAUCUGUUUCCGAACACUGAAGCUCACCACUCCAACAUAUGGAGAUCUCAAUCAUCUUGUGUCUAUGACUAUGAGUGGAGUCACAACUUCUCUGCGCUUCCCUGGUCAGCUGAACGCUGACCUCCGCAAGCUGGCUGUCAACAUGGUUCCUUUUCCCCGCCUUCACUUCUUUAUGCCUGGCUUUGCACCUCUCACACCUCGAGGGUGUCAACAAUACCAGGGCCUUUCUGUUCCCGAGCUCACCCAGCAGAUGUUUGAUGCCCGGAACAUGAUGACGGCAUGUGAUCCCCGGCAUGGCCGCUACCUCACUGUCGCAGCAGUUUUUCGUGGCCACAUGUCCACUAAAGAGGUGGAUGAGCAAAUGCUUUCUGUUCAAAAGAAGAACAGCAAUAACUUUGUGGAUUGGAUCCCCCACAAUGUUAAAGUGGCCGUUUGUGACAUCCCACCACGUGGCCUUAAAAUGGCAGCUACCUUCAUUGGAAACAAUACAGCAAUCCAAGAAAUAUUCCGUCGAGUCGGGGAGCAAUUUGCCAUGAUGUUCCGCAGGAAGGCUUUUCUGCACUGGUACACAGGAGAAGGAAUGGAUGAGAUGGAGUUCACAGAGGCUGAGAGCAACCUGAAUGAUCUGGUAUCCGAAUACCAGCAAUAUCAGGAUGCCACAGCUGAGCUGGAUUGGGAGCCAGAGGAAGAAAUAACAGAGGUAGAGGGAAAUGCAGCAACAGUAAUAAACAGCAGAGUAGAUAUAAAAACUGAGACUAUGAGUGAAGAUUAGUCUAGUGAACAUUUAUUGUGAAGAGGGUUAUUAUGUUACCAACUGUGUUACAUCUUGAAUACCAAAAUAUGUUUUAUUAAAAAUGAUACUAUUACUACAAUUUAUUGAUAUGAAACCACUGGAGUGACAUCAUCCAUAAUUUUGUGUUCAUUGACUAUUAAUUUCUACUUAACUAUAAUGAAUUCUUUGUAAUGUUUGUAAUAUUUUUCAAAACAUGCACAACUAACAUGUUAAUGUUUCAAAAUUUAGUAGAUAUAGUAUAUAAAGGUGCUAAACACAAUAAUUAUGUUUGAGCAACUUUUUAUAAUUAGAUGACAUUUUAUCUUCUUUCAUUUUUUAAUAGAUUGAAUUAAUACCUAACUUUUCUUUCUUUCUUUCUUUCUUUCUUUCUUUCUUUCUUUCUUUCUUUCUUUCUUUCCUUUUUUUAAUAGACUAAAUAUCUUAAAAUACUAAACAUGCUAAUACCCCCAUGAAGGUCUGAAAGGCAACCCUAGGCUUCCAAACAGGCUAUCUGACAGGACAUGAUUAAACACAAGUGGCUCUGAAGAUAGUGAUGAGCAGCACAAAAAAGUUUCAUUAACCACAGAUGACAGCAAACGCCUCUGUAAGCGAUAUUGACAGCAUGUUAACUUCCUUUAGACUUAGCCACUGAAAAAGAUCACCCCUCCCUUUAGUCUCAUGCCCUUCUUCCUAAGACAUGUUCUUGCUCAGAAUAUAGAUCUAGUACCAUAAUGCAGGAAGUGCUGGUGAAAGCAGAGUUUUGCCACAUAUGGAUUCUAAGUUAGAGAGGUUAUUACACUGACUGAAUUUGUUUAAUUAGGCUGGUGCGCAUCUUAAUCUCAAAGUCUGCCUCCACAUUGCUUUUUUGUAAUCAAUACUCAAAAGAAUUAUACUCAUAAAAACAAUAAAACUGUAUGAAAUCUGUGAA